Leptopilina heterotoma is the source of this 1955-nucleotide messenger RNA. RefSeq lists its product as uncharacterized. The transcript has 3 exons. Lineage: Eukaryota; Metazoa; Arthropoda; Insecta; Hymenoptera; Figitidae. The coding region runs from base 397 to 1446 and encodes 349 amino acids. The record is from RefSeq and is a predicted model, not a curated record.
UUUAGAUGUUUUAUUCACUGGACUUACGUUGUAUAAGUGUGUUACACAUAAUAUACAUUUCUGGUAUCUUUGCUAUUGGCAAAUGCUUACCUUUUACAACAGUCUUAUUAACAAAGUAAAAUUUAUUCAUACUGUUCGUUUUUAAAAAAAAUUUUUGCUCUUACAAUUUUUUUCUACGUAAAAAUUGUUUCUUAUUUAAUUGUCGAAAAAAAUUGUUUUCACAUUUUUUUUAUUUACAAUUUAAAAAUUAAGUUUUUUUUACUCUUUUUUUCUGUUCAAUGUGCGUGAAUGUGAAAAAUAAUUGUGAAAGCAGUUUCUUAGUACGUUUCAAUACAGGAAUUGAUAACAAAAAUUCGUCGUAAGCGAACACAAUAAUUAAUUUAUCGAGACAAAAAAAUGGAAGGAGACGCAAAACGACCGACGGAAUUGUCGGAUUCGGGAAAUUUGGCUACGAAUUGGAAUUUAUGGAAAAAGGAGUUUCAAACGUACAUGAAAAUAACAAAAGGUGUUAAAAAACCCGAAGACGAACAAGUGGCAUGGUUGAAGAAUUUUAUUGGACCUGUUGGAUUAAAGGCGUUUGAACAAUUAUCCUUCGACAAUCCAAGGGACGAGGAAAAUAUGAUUAUUGUUAUGGAGAAAUUAAAUCAAUUUUUUCUCUACACGAAAAAUCAAAAAGUACAACGAUACAAAUUUUUUUCAAAAGUGAGGAAAGAUAACGAAUCAAUUGAUGAAUAUGCCAAAGAUCUACAAGAAAUGGCAAAGUCUUGCAAUUUUGGUGACCAAUCGAAACUGUUAAUUUUGGAUGCAAUUAUUUUGAGCAUCAAAGAUGAAAAACUUCGUAAUCUUUUGUUCGAGGAACCAGAUUUGACGUUAAAUAAAUUGAAAAAUAUUUACAAAACUUAUGUAUCAGGGAAACAAGAAACUGCGAAUAAAAAUGAAUCGUCGACGACAUUUUUUAAAAAAGAAUGCUCGAAAUGUGGACAACGACAUGCUUUUAAAAAUUGUCCAGCAUUCGGAAAAAAUUGUCACUAUUGCAAGCAAGCAAAUCAUUUUACUCCAUUUUGUCCUGUUUUGAAAGCUAAGCAAGAAACAAUUCAUACACCUAUUAAUACACAGAAUAAUGAUGAACAAUUUUCAUCUUCUACCAAUAUUAGAGCAUCAACAUCAUUGGAUCGAUCUCAAAAUGAAUUUAGAACACAACCACCAGUGAGGAAAUCGACAGAAAAACCUUCGGCACAAACGAAGAAUAAUACAAUUCCUCCUUCGUACAAUUCUUUGUAUCCAGAUUCAUCACCCCGAGCACCACCUGCACCUGCUCCACGAAAAAAUAGACAACAUGUUGCCCGUUAUGAAUAUGUCUACGUUGAUUCUAAAAAUUCAAAUGUAAAACCACGUUAUCGAGAAAAGCAAAAAUCACAAGACGACGCCGAUUGCACAAUUCAAUAAUAAAAUAUUCUUUAUUAUUGAAUUUAAUCAGCUCGACUUAUUUUAAAAGUCAAUAAUUGUUUGAUUUAUGGAAACACUGAAUCAAAUAAAUUUUUUUUCAAUGAAAAAUUAAAAACUUUCAAAUUACAGUUUUUGGAAGAAAAUUAUUGUAAACUUUGUGCAAAAUCGAAAUGCUUAUAAGAAAUUGAAAUUUUGAAUUUGAAAUUGAUGAAAUGGACAAUUUGAAUUGUCUUUUAAUACAGAAAGGUAGAAUUUUUAAAGAAAUUAUAAUCGGUUCUUUGACCUGAACACAAAUUUUAAUUAGUAACAAUUUCUCUACCAAUUCUCAGUAUAACUUUUCACUCAAAUUUCAGUAAAAUAUUUUUAAAAACUAAUUUAAUUAAUAAGAAAAUUUUACUUUGUAGAAAUUAGUGUAAAUUUCAAUUGCUUUGAAUUAGUGAUCGAAUUUUUUCCUGAUUCAUAUUUAGAGAAGUUUUAAAAAAAGGCUAAGUUUUUACUUGUUUUAAAUA